Molecule: messenger RNA, 11970 nt
Organism: Myiozetetes cayanensis
Lineage: Eukaryota; Metazoa; Chordata; Aves; Passeriformes; Tyrannidae
Product: IgGFc-binding protein-like
Exons: 56
Coding region: 1-11970 (3989 amino acids)
Cellular component (GO): extracellular matrix; membrane
Molecular function (GO): protein binding
Source: RefSeq, a predicted model, not a curated record
AUGGCUGAUGCAAUUCCAGCUUACCUCACCAGAUGUGAUUUCAACAAUAACUCAAGACCAUUUUGUGACUGGACCCAGCCCUGUAAUAUCAACCAGGGGGUGUGGAUACGGACAAAGCAUGACACUCCGACUGAUGGAACAGGUCCUGAUGGAGACUAUCCUGAUGGAAAAGGUUAUUUCAUCUACCAAGAAGCAAGUAAUCUGAUCCCAUUCGACACUAACAGGCUGGAAAGCCCAGAGACUGUCGUUUCUGAAAAAAUAUGCAUAGACUUCUGGUACUAUAUGUUUGGAUCAGAAGAGAUGAAUGAGCUUAGAGUGCUUAUCCAAGAUGGCACACAGGAGUCUGUGGUAAUUUUUGAGGCUGUCCGAGGACUGACAGAGUAUGGGGAUACAGCACUGGACAACGUGAGAGUGAGGGAUGGAUCCUGUGAAGCUGGCCCUACACCUGUACCGCCAACACCUACACCAACAGUGCCUACACCACCACCAGUGACAGAAGCAAUUUGCAGUAUACAUGGAGAUCCUCACUAUAACACAUUUGACAAGCAGCGCCACGACUUCAUGGGCACCUGCACCUACACCCUCUCCAAGCUGUGUGAGACCAACAGCUCCAUGCCCUACUUCAACGUGGAAGCAGCCAACGAGCACAGGGGGAGCAACACCCGUGUGUCCUAUGUCCGAUACAUGGAUGUCGAUGUCUACGACUACAGGAUCAAUCUGGGUAAAAAUAGAGCUGUUAAGGUUGAUGGAGUCAGCCAGGUCGUCCCUCUAACCUUGGCUCCCGGUGUCAGCAUUUCCUUCAGUGGACAGUAUGUUGUGGUUACUGCUGACUUUGGGCUGCAUGUUAAGUUUGAUGGGAAUCACAGAGCAGAAAUCACUCUUCCCAGUACCUAUAUGUCUAAAGUCUGUGGAAUAUGUGGAAAUUAUAAUGGGCAUAAAGCAGAUGACUUCCUUAACCCAGAUGGAGAGAUGGAAGAAGACUCAGCCAGCCUUGGCAACAGUUGGCAGGUUUACAAUGACUCGAGAUGCUCACCAGAUGAUGGCCAUACUCCAAAUUGCACUGCUGAUGAAAAACAUAUGAUCCAAAGCAAUAAAUACUGUGGUCUGAUCACAGAUCCAAAUGGUCCAUUCCAGAACUGCCACACAGUAGUUGAUCCACAAAGUUAUUUUGAAGGCUGUCAGUAUGAUCUCUGUGAACUUCAUUUGAACAAUGCAGCCCUCUGUGAAAACCUCCAGGCUUAUGCAGACAUGUGCCAAGCUGCAGGAGUCCAGCUGGCACCAUGGAGAAAUGCAACCUUCUGCCCAUUAGCCUGUCCGGUAAACAGUCACUACGAGCCCUGUGCUGCUGCCUGCCCUGCCACCUGUGUUGAUCCUACUGCACCCUACAACUGCAGUCUGCCAUGCGUAGAGGGCUGUGUGUGUGACAGCGGGUACCUGCUCUACCACGACCGAUGUGUGCCCAACCAGCAGUGCGGAUGCUGGCACAACGGGCAGCACUACCCCGUGGGCUCCGAGUUCUGGACGGACAACACCUGCUCCUCCAAGUGCACGUGUCCCAUGCGGGGAGGCAAGGUCCAGUGCGUCGAAGCCUCGUGCCCUGCGGGCCAGUACUGCGGGGUGCAGGGUGGGAAACCCGUGUGCCUCCAACACUCCUACGGCAUCUGUCACGUCCACGGCGACCCUCACUACAACACCUUUGACAAGGUGACGCACAACUUCAUGGGCAACUGCACCUACACCCUGGCCAAAGUGUGCUCCAACACCACCGCCCUGCCCUACUUCAAUGUGGAGGCCAAGAACGAGCAUCGUGGGAACACCAGAGUGUCCUAUGUGCGCGAAGUGCUGGUUGAGGUGUACGGGCAGCGCAUUGGCAUCCUCAAGCAGGAGAAGAGCCAAGUGCUGGUGAACGGCGUGCGCCAGACACUGCCGGUGAGGGCAGCGGGAGGUGCGGUCACGGUGAGCAAGAGCGGCCGCUACGUCAUCCUGGAGGCAGACUUCAGCCUCACAGUGUCCUACGACACUGACCACUCGGUGGAGGUGAAGGUGCCCACCACCUACUUCAACCUGACCUGUGGCAUGUGCGGGAACUUCAACAGCCGGAGAGACGACGAAUACAUGAUGCCCAACGGGCAGCAAGCCGCAGACUCAAAUGCGCUGGGGGAGAGCUGGCAGGUCCCAGACAGUGACCCCUCUUGCGGUGUCCCCGUCCCCUCCCCACCCUGCAGUGCAGAAGAGGAGAAGCUCUACGAGUCGGACCGGUUCUGUGGCAUACUGACCUCCAGGCCCAGCUCUUUUGACAAGUGCCACAGCGUGAUCAACCCACAGAGCUACUUUGACACCUGCCUCUACGACCUUUGUGCCCUGAAUGGUGGCCAGGAGUUCCUGUGUGCUGCUCUGGAGGCCUACGCUGACACGUGCCAGGCAGCCGGCGUGACUCUUCUCCCCUGGAGGAAUGCUACCUUCUGCCCUGUUGCAUGCCCUCCCAACAGUCAUUACAACCCAUGCACCAGUGCUUGUCCAGCAACCUGCACUGACCCUCUUGCAUCUAAGAACUGCAGCAAACCUUGUGUAGAAGGAUGUGAAUGCAACAAUGGUUUUGUCAUCAGCGGGGGACAGUGUGUGUCCUUGAGCAACUGCGGCUGCCUUCAGAAUGGCAAAUAUUAUGAGGUGAAUGGAGUUCAGGUUAAACUUCCGGUGGAUUUGAACCAUGGAACCAGAGUAGCCAUAAAAGGACACUACAUAGUCAUUGAUACCUCUGUAGGGAUCCAGGUUAAGUUUGAUGGUGACCAGGAGCUUUUCAUUCUGGUUGAUGAAAGUCUCAAAGGACAACUGUGUGGUCUUUGUGGGACAUUCAAUGACAACCAACUAGAUGACUUUUUAAACCCAGAUAAAGUCCUAGAACAGGAUCCAAAUAAAUUUGGUGACAGCUGGAUAGUGAAGGAUGACAACAGGACGUGUAAUGCAGUUUCAGUUGUGCCGCCUGCUUGUGACGCAGCAAAAGAGAAAGAAUAUGAAGAACUCUGCAAAAUUGUUUUGAAAAAUAGUGGACCUUUUCAGGCCUGCCAUUGGCACAUUCCCCCACAGCUGUAUUUCGAGAGCUGUGUCUAUGAUUUGUGUGCCACAGAGGGGAAUUCUGAUCAGUUCUGCAAGAUUUUAGAGGCAUAUGCUGCUGCCUGUGAACUUGGAAGUGUAAAUCUGGGUGAAUGGAGGAAAGAUACCAUAUGCGCUGCGCCAACAGCCUGCAAUAUGUCCUGUACGUUUGAGGUUGACUUCUGUGAGUGGAAACAGGAAACCAAUGAUGACUUUGACUGGAUAAGGCACAAGGGACCCACACCCACAGCAAAUACUGGCCCUUCUCAUGACCACACAACUGGAGAGGGCUAUUAUAUCUACCUGCAAGGAAGUAAGCAAGAGCAAAGUGAUAUAGCCCGUUUGGUCAGUCCAGUGUGCAGUUCAGAAGGAGCGCACUGCUUCCGCUUUUGGUAUCACAUGUAUGGAACAGCUGAAGCAAUGGCUCUGCGUGUGUAUGUAGUACACAAUGAAACAUCAACACUGGAAUGGAAAGAGGCUGGAAGCAAAGGGGAUGCAUGGAAUUUGGGAGAGGUCACGGUACACAGCAAAGGAAAUAUGCAGAUUGUCCUGGAAGGCAUGAUAGGUGAAGAUUUCCUCAGCGACAUGGCAUUGGAUGAUCUCUCCAUUGUAAAGGGGCACUGCACAGAUGUGACUCCCACCACACCAGGCACCACAAUCACCACACCUUCAGAAGAGACACCCACAUCAACACCUAUGCCAGGCACAGGGACCUGUGUGGUGGAAGGAGACCCUCACUACCACACCUUCGACAAGCAGCUACACAACUUCAUGGGCACCUGCACCUACACCCUCUCCAAGCUGUGUGAGAGCAACAGCUCCCUGCCCUACUUCAACGUGGAAGCAGCCAACGAGCACAGGGGGGGCAACACUCGUGUGUCCUACGUCCGAUACGUGGAUGUCGAUGUGGCUGACCAGCGGAUAAGGCUGGGGCAGGGUGGAGUGGUGACGGUGAAUGGAGUGGCAGAGAUCCUGCCUUGCAGCCCAUCCGCAGGUGUGCAGGUCUUGUCCAGCGGGUUCUACACUAUGGUCAUGACAGACUUUGGCUUGAGAGUGAAGUUUGAUGGGAACCAUCGGGUGGAGGUGACACUUCCAAGCACUUUUGGGCAGAAGGUUUGUGGCAUGUGUGGGAACUACAACGGGAUGGCAGCAGAUGACUUCCUGAACCCAGAAGGGAUGCUGGAGCCAGACUCCACCAGCCUGGGCAACAGCUGGGAGGUGUCCAAAAACAGCAGCUGCUCAGCCGGACCACUCCCCACCCCAGCCUGCAAUGACACGGACAAGCAGGUCAUCGCCAGCAGCCGCUUCUGCGGGCUCCUCACCGACACCAGUGGCCCCUUUCAGAUCUGCCACGCUGUGCUGAGCCCCAGCAGUUACUUUGAGACCUGCUCGUAUGACCUGUGUGAGCUGGGGCUGCACCAGGAGACCCUGUGCAAGAGCUUGCAGUCUUACGCGGAUGCCUGUCAGGCGCUUGGGGUCCAGAUACCCGUGUGGAGGAACGCAACCUUCUGCCCGAUCACGUGUCCGGCCAACAGUCACUAUGAGCCCUGUGCUGCUGCCUGCCCUGCCACCUGUGUUGACCCAAUGGCUCCAGUUACCUGCAGCCUGCCGUGCGUAGAGGGCUGUGUGUGUGACAGCGGGUACCUGCUCUACCACGACCGAUGUGUGCCCAGCCAGCAGUGCGGAUGCUGGCACAACGGGCAGCACUACCCCGUGGGCUCCGAGUUCUGGACGGACAACACCUGCUCCUCCAAGUGCACGUGUCCCAUGCGGGGAGGCAAGGUCCAGUGCGUCGAAGCCUCGUGCCCUGCGGGCCAGUACUGCGGGGUGCAGGGUGGGAAACCCGUGUGCCUCCAACACUCCUACGGCAUCUGUCACGUCCACGGCGACCCUCACUACAACACCUUUGACAAGGUGACGCACAACUUCAUGGGCAACUGCACCUACACCCUGGCCAAAGUGUGCUCCAACACCACCGCCCUGCCCUACUUCAAUGUGGAGGCCAAGAACGAGCAUCGUGGGAACACCAGAGUGUCCUAUGUGCGCGAAGUGCUGGUUGAGGUGUACGGGCAGCGCAUUGGCAUCCUCAAGCAGGAGAAGAGCCAAGUGCUGGUGAACGGCGUGCGCCAGACCCUGCCGGUGAGGGCAGCGGGAGGUGCGGUCACGGUGAGCAAGAGCGGCCGCUACGUCGUCCUGGAGGCAGACUUCAGCCUCACAGUGUCCUACGACACUGACCACUCGGUGGAGGUGAAGGUGCCCACCACCUACUUCAACCUGACCUGUGGCAUGUGCGGGAACUUCAACAGCCGGAGAGACGACGAAUACAUGAUGCCCAACGGGCAGCAAGCCGCAGACUCAAAUGCGCUGGGGGAGAGCUGGCAGGUCCCAGACAGUGACCCCUCUUGCGGUGUCCCCGUCCCCUCCCCACCCUGCAGUGCAGAAGAGGAGAAGCUCUACGAGUCGGACCGGUUCUGUGGCAUACUGACCUCCAGGCCCAGCUCUUUUGACAAGUGCCACAGCGUGAUCAACCCACAGAGCUACUUUGACACCUGCCUCUACGACCUUUGUGCCCUGAAUGGUGGCCAGGAGUUCCUGUGUGCUGCUCUGGAGGCCUACGCUGACGCGUGCCAGGCAGCCGGCGUGACUCUUCUCCCCUGGAGGAAUGCUACCUUCUGCCCCCUGAAGUGUCCUGCCAACAGCUACUAUGACCCUUGCAUGACCGGCUGUCCUGCCACCUGUGUUGACCGACAAGCCCCACAGAACUGCUCCAAGCCCUGUGUGGAGGGCUGUGCGUGCACCUCUGGCUUCCUCCUCAGCGGAGACACCUGUGUGCCCGAGGCGCAGUGUGGCUGCCUCUUUGAGGACAACUACUACAGCGAAGGCGAGUACUCCGUGAACGAGAACUGCACUCGCCGGUGCCGGUGUGAAGCCAACGGCCAGAUGGUUUGCUCUGCCUUGUCCUGUGGCGAGGACGAGGUCUGCAAGAUCCAGAAUGGCCAGAGGGGCUGUUACCCAGCCAGCACCGCUCUCUGCCACAUCUACGGUGACCCGCAUUACAGCACCUUUGAUGGGAAGCUUCACCACUUCCAGGGCUCCUGCAACUACACUGUUGUGACAGGCUGCGACAACUCCUCCAUCGGGUUCAGCGUCACCACCCGCAACAAACAUCGCGGCAGCCAGAGCUGGACAGCUCUGAACUCUGUGGCACUGUCCCUGGAAGGCCUUCACAUUGCACUGCGCGAGCGCAAGGCCGUCUACAUCAACGGUGCUCUGGUCUCCCUGCCUGCUUCUCCUGCCCCCGGUGUGACCAUCUCCCUGAGCGGCUCCUACGUGCGCAUUUCCACCAAGCUGGGCCUGCAGCUGCAGUUCAAUGGGGACCACGAGCUCCUCGUGAAGGUGUCUGAGAAGCACAAGGGCAAGCUCUGUGGGCUGUGUGGCACGUACAGUGGGAGCCAGCAGGAUGACUUCACGCGCCCUGAUGGAGUUGUCGUGCCCGACUUCAACGACUUUGGAGCCAGCUGGAGGGUGCCGGAUGAUGAGUGGCCGUGUGACCCAGCCAUCAGCCCGCCUGCGUCCUGCUCCCCCACCGAGGAGGAGGCAGCUAACAAGCAGUGUUCAAUCCUCACACAUCUGGGUGGCCCGUUCCAGCCAUGCCAUGCAGUUCUGCCUCCCCAGACUUACUUUGAGAGCUGUGUCUAUGACCAGUGUGCCACGGGCGGCAGCACGGAGCAGCUCUGCAAUGACCUGGGGGCCUACGCCGCAGCCUGUGCGGAGGCAGGCGUUGCCCUGGGAGACUGGAGCGCUGGCACUGUCUGUGGUCCUACACCCACGCCGCCCUUGCCAGGCACUACAACAAGGCCUCCACAUACAACAACGUCACCAGCACCUGGGACAAGCGCAGCUCCCCCACCAGACUGCAAUUUCAGCUGCACAUUCGACAAGGACUUUUGUGGCUGGGUCCAGGCAGACUACAGCAGCAUUGACUGGAUAAGGAACAAAGGCCCAACGCCCACACCAAAUACCGGCCCCUCUUCUGACCACACAACUGGAGAUGGCUACUACAUCUACCUGCAAGGGACUGAUGAUGCUCUCGCCGGGUUUGUGGCUGUCCUGGUCAGUCCGGUGUGCAGCUGGGAAGGAACGCACUGCUUCCGCUUCUGGUACCACAUGUACGGAAAUGCUGAAAUGGCCCUGCGGGUGUACGUGGCAAAUGACCGUGAGCAACAGGUGGUCUGGAAUCAAGAAGGGAACCACGGGGACAUGUGGCACUUGGGAGAGGUGACGGUGCACAUCACAGGAAAUCAGCAGAUUUUCCUGGAGGGACAAUGGGGUGAAGAUGCCCGGAGCAACGUAGCCUUGGAUGAUCUGUCCAUUGAAAAGGGAUCCUGUGCAGGUCCACUUCCUCCUACACCCUCAACCCCAUUGCCUAGCAUCACAACGCAGACAACACCAAGACCAACAACACCACCACCUGAGGUGACCUCAGGUCCAUCAAACCCAACACCCACGAUUCCCUUGCCAGGCACUACAACACGGCCUGCCCACACAACAUCACCCACAACAACAGCACCCAGCUCAGAUCGUGCUUCCUGCAGUGCCUCUGGAGAUCCACAUUAUAACACUUUUGACCACAGAGUCCAUAAUUUCAUGGGAAAUUGCACUUACACACUCUCCAAAGUGUGCAAUGUCUCUGAGAAGCUUCCAUACUUUGAUGUGUCCACAACAAAUGAACACAGAGCAGCCAACACCAAAGUCUCUUAUGUGAAGUCAGUGCAAGUGGAAGUCUAUGACAACCAGAUUUCUCUACUGAAAAACAAGAAAGUGAAUGUGAAUGGUCACAGAAUGAACCUGCCUGUAUUUAUUGAGAAGAAAAUCAGUAUUCAAAGCAGUGGUGGAUAUGUUCUCUUAGAAACUGACUUUGGAUUGUGGGUGAGAUAUGAUGGAAACCACUAUGCGGAAGUCUCCGUGCCCUCUAAUUACAGUCAUCUCCUCUGUGGCCUCUGUGGUAAUUAUAAUGGUGAUCCGAAUGAUGACAAUAUAAAGCCCAAUGGUGAUAUUGCAAGUGGUUCCACUGAUCUUGGAGAAAGCUGGCUUGUGCCUGAGAACAACACCAUAUGCUCCAGUGGUGGGACAGAGGAACAAUGUGAUCCUGUGUUGGAGAAUGAAGCAAAGAAGAACACAGCAUGUGGCAUGAUCACAGACCCAACAGCAAUGUCCUGUCCUGGAGGCAGCAUCUACAAGAGCUGUGGUACUAGGUGUCCCUCUACCUGUUUGAACGUCUCAGCAGCUGAUUCCUGCAGUUCUUUACCAGUGGAAGGUUGCUUCUGUAAGGAAGGCUAUGUUUUGAGUGGAGACAAAUGUGUGCCAGAAAGUAGCUGUGGUUGUGUUGAUGAAAAGAACCAGUAUCACCAGCUGAAUGAAAGCUGGUUCACCCAAUAUCCCUGCACUGAACGCUGUACCUGCAAGGCUAAUAACACCAUUGAAUGCACAUCCUGGGAAUGUGGAGUCCAAGAGGAAUGCAGUAUUCAGGAUGGUGUGCUGGGCUGUCAUUCCAAUGGUCAAGCAACAUGUCAAGUGGUAGGAGAUCCCCAUUAUUUCACUUUUGAUGGAGUGAAGUACACUUUCGUGGGAACCUGCACCUACAUUUUGGUUGAGGUUGUCAGCACUGCCACCAAUGUCAUUCCUAUAACCAUACUGGGCAAGAAUGAAGACAGAGGACUGAGAGGGGCCACAUACCUAAAAGAAGUCUAUAUAGAUGUGCACGAUGUACGAAUCACCCUCCAGAAAAACCAAAGAAUCCUGUUGAACAAUGAGAGAGUCUACACCCCAGUGGAGAACCGACUGCAAGGCGUGUCCAUUGGAAAUGUUGGCAGAUUUUUAGUAGUGGAAACUGACUUUGGCAUGAUAGUGAAAUACGACGGCAAUCACUAUCUGGAAAUCACCCUCCCACAAUCUUAUUUCUCACAGGUGCAUGGCAUGUGUGGUAAUUUCAAUGAUAAUCAUGAAGAUGAUCUGUCCUUGCCCAAUGGAACAGCCAUCAGUGCUCCACAGUUUGGAAAUAGCUGGAAAGUGGAGAAAGACAGUGAUAAGGCUUGCUUACCAGACUUAAGAGAAGAUGAUGAUCCUCCUUGCACUGCCGAGAAUAAACAAGUCAUUGAAAGCCAGUGUAAUGUCCUCAAAUCAGACAAAUUCAAAGUAUGCCAUAAUCUAGUCAACCCUGAAGACUUCGUAGAAAUCUGCAUCUAUGACAUGUGCCAGUAUGAUGGCAUGAAGUCUGCUCUCUGUGACAUAGUUCAAGCCUAUGUGGAGACCUGCAAGAACCAUGGAAUCACCAUUAAAUGGAGGAAUAGCACAUUCUGUCCAUUGCCCUGCCCAUCCCGGAGCCAUUACAAAGACUGUGUCUCCGCCUGUCCAUCAACAUGCAAUGACAUUUUUGCCUCUUCCCUUUGUGACAAGACAGAAGAGUGUACAGAGGGCUGUGAGUGUGAUGAUAAUUAUGUGCUCAGUAAUGGCAACUGCGUGCCUCUGAGCAGUUGUGGCUGCAGGGAUGAUGACAACAAUUACUACAGUGCUGGGGAGACAUGGAUAACUCCACACUGCAACAAAAGAUGCCAGUGUCAGAAGAACGGAGUCAUCAGCUGUAAGAGCUAUAGCUGUGAUUCUAGAGAAACCUGUGUGAUCAAAAAUGGAAAACACAAGUGCCAUCCAACGGGUUUUGGGAGAUGCCAGAUCAUGGGCGACCCACACUACAUCACCUUUGACGGUCUGGUGCACCACUUCCAAGGGAAAUACACAUAUAUUGUGGCUCAGACCAUCUCUGACCUACCUGAUACCCUGACACAGUUCAGUAUUGAAGGCAUAAACUCUCCUUUACAUCGAAGUCGACACAUUACCUACCUGAAAGAGAUUCUCAUCAAUGUUUACAACCACACAGUGCGAUUCAGGCAGAACAAGCAGGUUCUGUUGGAUGGUGUCAGGGUGAGACCCUCUCUUCGACCUCAUGAAGGUAUUCAUAUAUAUCAGAGGACAACAAGAAUUUUCCUGGAGACAGAUUUUGGCUUAUAUGUGAGUUUUGAUGGCAACCAAAACGCAGAUAUAAAGCUGGCCAAUACCUACAGAAGCAGAGUGGAAGGCUUAUGUGGUGACUUUGAUGGGAGACAUAGAAAUGACUUCACAAAUCCAGAUGGUGUUUGGGUGAAGAAUGUGAAUGUAUUCGGUGAAAGUUGGAAAGUUCCUUUAAAAAGAAGCUCUCGUCUCAGACGAGAUGUCAACUCAGAAAAUGAGUCUGAGGAGGAGCCAGAUCCAGGACUUUUCCAAGGUUGCAAUGAAAAUCAGCUGGAGCAGCAAAAUGCAACUUCAAGAUGUCAAAUCCUGACUGACUUGAAUGGUCCUUUUGCAAAGUGUCAUUCUACAGUCCUACCAGAUUUCUAUUUCACGAGCUGCCUGUUUGAUAUGUGUGUGGAAAGAGAUGAGGUCACUACCUUGUGUCGCAGUCUGGAGGAAUAUGUGCUGGCUUGUCAGCAGCAAGGAGUCAGUAUGGAUGGCUGGAGACAACAGACAGUUUGUGGUAUAUCAUGUCCUGCCAACAGCAACUACAGCUCAUGCAUGUCUGCAUGCCCAGCAUCCUGCAACGACCUGACCAGCCCCUCUGAGUGUGAAUCACCUUGUGUGGAAGGCUGUGAAUGUCUCUCUGGCUAUGUUCUUAGCGGUUUUGACUGUGUGCCUUACAAAGAGUGUGGCUGCACAUACCUGAACAAAUACUAUGAGAUUGGAGAAAUAUUCACCACCGAUGACUGCUCUCAGAUAUGCCAUUGCACAGAAAGCUCCACUGUUUUCUGCACUGACAACGCAUGUGGGUCUGAUGAAAUCUGUGGAAUUUCAAACUACAGUCGUGGAUGCUACAGGAGUGGACCAUGUAUGCCUAAUCCUUGUAAGAAUGAUGGUGUUUGCUCUGAAACUACCAACACCUCCUCUCUCCGUUUUUACUGUGAAUGUUCAGAGCUCUACACAGGACCUAAGUGUGAGGCUGAAAAGAUAGUUGAAGACCCUGACACAAAGGACCCCAAGGACCAUACAAUUGCCAUCGUCAUUGGAGUCGUGGCAGGUGUAGCUGUUAUUGUCAUUCUCAUCUCCUCUACAGUGUACCUGUACAGGAGAAAGGUGGAUACAGCUACAAUAACAAGAGAUUCUUCUUUGAAGUGGUCCAGGGAUGAAUUGGAUGCCAGAACACAUGAACAAGAUUAUGGCUGCAUUGUGAACAUGAAGAAGUGGAACGGUAGCAUACCGUUUACCGUUUCCCUUUCGGAACGUUUCCUGGUGAGGGAUGCUCAAUCACCGCAAGACCGGGUAGAACCGGAACCCCUGCGCGGCUGGAGGAGAUGGCAAGGCGGCGGUGGCCCGUCUUCGUCGGGGACAGGACCAGAUUUUCCACCCAGCGAGCGGAUUAGCCAACACCCUCGGGAGUGGAGCCUCCAUCGGCGAGGAGGGCGAGCCAGCGGGUCAGGAGUCUGGUCGCGGCGGCCCCGGGACGGGAGGUGCAGUGAGCGGGGCGAUGUGAAGGGGCGGGGAGCGGAGCUCGGCGGAGGGGACCGGAGUUCGGGGGAUGCGAGCGGGGGUCUGCCAGCAGGAUGGGGGUCUGGCGAGCGGCCAGAGGUGCCCCAGAGCCUGGGGACGGGCUCGCCACCGCGGGCACUCCUGGGGAGCUGCGUCCCGCCAGCUGAGCGGGCCCGGUCGCGGCACAAGCCGAGCCCCGAAGGGAGCGCGGGCGGGAGGGGAGCGCAGGACCGUACGGCGGCGGGGGGAGACGGGAACGGCGGCGGGGGAGCCGACCUCAUCCUCUGGGUGGGAGCGGCGGCCCUUCCGUGCCUUGCCCUGCGCUAG